Molecule: messenger RNA, 360 nt
Organism: Protopolystoma xenopodis
Lineage: Eukaryota; Metazoa; Platyhelminthes; Monogenea; Polystomatidea; Polystomatidae
Source: the annotation of a GenBank genome assembly
AUGAAGCGUGAAGCCGCUUACGAAGAAGAGCAGGCCCGUAUCCGAAGCGAAAAGGAGAAAGAAGUUGCUCGUCUUCGUUCUCUUCAGGAAAGGGCACGUGACGAAGCAGCCGAACGAGAUGCUUUACGUGCCAAAAGGGCGGCUGAAGCAGCAGAACGGGAUUGGCGUCGCCAAGAGAUGGUCCUGAAAAUGCGUGAAUCUGAGGUUGAGGCCGAACUAAAGUUAGCCAGAGAGGCCCAGGCCGUUGAAAAGCAACGGCUUGUAGCAGUGCAGGCAGCGCGCGACAGGGCUGAGUUUGAACGUAUUCUCAGGCAAGCCAGCCAUUUUGACUCAUUGAAAUUAUUUUUAGUCUAUAAGUAG